GUGGAUCUUUUUUUUCAGGUGGCAUGGUUGCGAGUUGACACACAAACAAUACUAACUAUUCACAGCCACGUAAUUACGAAAAACCAUCGAAUUGGAGUCACACACAGCGAGCAUCGCACGUGGUAUUUGCACAUUAGAGAGGUCAGGGAAUCAGACCGGGGAUGGUACAUGUGUCAAAUAAAUACCGAUCCCAUGAAAAGCCAAGUUGGAUACUUAGAUAUUGUAGUGCCUCCUGAUAUACUGGAUUAUCCAACCAGCACGGAUAUGGUUGUACGAGAGGGAUCCAACGUGAAUCUACGCUGCGUUGCAAAGGGAUCACCUGAACCAGUAAUUGCGUGGCGCCGUGAGGGAGGAGAGACAAUACGGCUUCUAACAGGAGAAGAAGUGAGCAGCGUGGAUGGACCCAUUCUGAAUAUAUCUCGGGUGAGCAGACAGCAAAUGGGACCAUACCUAUGUAUUGCAUCUAACGGGGUUCCACCCUCGGUUAGUAAACGAAUUAUGGUUAUCGUUCAUUUUUCACCAAUGAUCUGGAUACAAAACCAGCUUGUCGGUGCCUAUGAGGGUCAACAAAUCAUUCUUGAGUGUCACUCCGAAGCGUUUCCGAAGUCUAUUAACUACUGGACCAGAGAUAAGGGAGAAAUUGUUCCUCAAAGCGGAAAGUAUGAGCCGAUGACUUUAGAAAAUUCGUAUAAGGUGCACAUGAAGUUGACAAUACGAUCCGUCAACGUGGCGGAUUACGGGACUUACAAGUGCGUAUCGAAAAAUUCCUUAGGAGAUACAGAUGGAACGAUUAAACUAUAUCCUAUCCCUAAGCCCUCAAACACCUAUAAAUCAAAAGGAUCACCGCGCAAGGGAAAAUAUCGCAAGAAACUCAAUGAUAUUCCGAAUACAGGGGAGGACGUAACGGAGAGCGAAGAUAUAGAGGAUCAACCCGAUUCGCUGCAGUUAGAAGAAGAAUACUCAAGCGCCGCUGCCGUCGAGUAUGUUCGAAGUGGUAUCAUUCUCACGUCUGUUUUGAUCGCACUGUCUCUCCUUCUACAAUAAAACUUGCCCUGUGCUGUGUUGUGUAUAUAUAGAUUCUUUUGAAAAUCCUAUAAGCAGAUAAAAAAUAUGUGUACAAAGUGAACUUCGCCCCCGAACUAUUUUUAUAUGCUUCCUAACGACAACGGCUAUAAUACAAAUAUUAUCGGUUUCAAAGCGAAAAAGAAAUAAAUAUCGACAGAAUAAGGGGUUGAAUAUCUCGUGCAUCUUUCACGUUUGACCUCUCAAGUAGUUGUUUCAGCUCUGAGAUCAAAAUCUUUGGGGGUGCUUGGUGGCAUUUCAUAAUAAGAGCAAAUAUCUCAUUGGUCGAUUUUCAACGGACUUUGAAGCUGAUAAACUUUAGAAUAGCUUUUGUGACUGACGCGUACCUACAUAAUGUAUCUGUAAUCAGUAGUAUUAAACUAGUCAUAAUAUGUCUGCUAGAAUGUUAUCGAGUAUUACGUGAUGGUACCUGUAAUUUUUUGUGCUUCAAUGUAUUGACAAUGUGUUAUUAGUUAACAAUAAACGUUAGACUGAUAUUUUAUAUUGUAAAGUUAGCAGAGAUCACCUCUGAUACUGUUAUCAGUUAGAGUGAAAUCAAAAGAUCUUCCGUUUGUGUUAUAUGAUUUUAUAACUCAAUUAGAUUAAUACAGUACUUAAAUAGUACGUAAUUAUGGUUUGCACUAAACUUGCUAGACGAAUAAAUCAUUUUCACUUCGA
Photinus pyralis (common eastern firefly) is the source of this 1740-nucleotide messenger RNA. RefSeq names its product neurotrimin-like. The coding region runs from base 169 to 1044 and encodes 291 amino acids. Gene Ontology annotation, cellular component: neuron projection. The record is from RefSeq and is a predicted model, not a curated record. The transcript is spliced from 8 exons. Lineage: Eukaryota; Metazoa; Arthropoda; Insecta; Coleoptera; Lampyridae.